UCAGAGGUAGCAGAGGAGAGAGAGACACACACGGAGCCUGGCAACUAAUGGAUUACUCUCAGACUGUUGUGAACUACACAGCAGCCAAAUGCCAUCAACCACAAGGCAAAUUCAGUACAGACAUAUUGACACACAUUUAACUACAGCCUAUAACACCCUACAAGCUCUGAACACAUUUAGAUCGCACAACAUUUGAGACAGACAGUUCUAACACUGCUCUCUUGAUCUACAUUAGCGUAAACAGACAAACUGAUUCAAUGAUCCCUCACACAAACACAGAGACAAUGGACAUGCAUGGACUUCACUGUUGAAUCAAAGGGACAAAGAUGUGAAUUUUGGUGAGGAUUUGGACACCUUUGUGAAACAUCACUGAAGAGGAUCACAAGCAAAAGCAUGGAAAGUAUCUCAGAGAAAACGGGUUGGGAUGGAUUAGGCCACUCCUCUCUGACGUCUGCGACGGCAGGAAGAACCAACCUCACUUCCUCCCUCUUCUCCGACUUCACGUCCCUCAACAGUUCUCAUGGAGGCGCAGGGUCCUACUAUUGGAUUAUCCCAGAGAACGCCUCAACCACCACGCCCCAAGCCUUACCCCAGCCCAGGGUGAGGGAUCUGGGCCUGGCCCGGGCCGAGAUAGGGGUGCUGGGCCUGGUACUGGCCCUGACUACCCUGGGUAACGGCUUUGUACUCUGGGUGCUGCUUCGCAGGAGGAAACAAAACGCUCCCAUGCACCUGUUCAUGGUCAACCUGUGUCUUGCUGACCUGGUGGUGGCGCUGUUCCAGGUACUUCCCCAGCUGGUGUGGGACAUCACAGGAAGGUUCCAGGGGCCGGAUUUUCUGUGUCGCUCAGUAAAAUACCUGCAGAUCGUAGGGAUGUUCGCGUCCUCCUAUAUGAUCGUUGCGAUGACGGUAGAUCGGCACUAUGCCAUCUGCUGCCCACUGCAAGCCUACCGUGGUGGGUCCGUGUCGCGCUGGAACACCCCUAUCAUGACGGCCUGGGGCCUGGCCCUACUGCUCUCCAUACCACAGUUCUUCAUUUUCUCGCGGUCAGAGGUUUCUCCAGGAGAGUUUGAGUGCUGGGGUUACUUCGCUGAGCAGUGGGGGCUCAAGGCCUACAUCACCUGGAUGACCCUAGCAGUGUUCUUACUGCCAGCACUAAUCAUCACCGUCUGCCAGAUCCGGAUCUUCAGAGAGAUUCACAACAACAUCUAUCUGAAGUCAGAGAGGAUGGUGUCAGCAGAGCUCAAGAAGAACAACGCUGUCAUCUCCCUGGCCUUGACGCCCCCCUCCAUCUCCAAAGCCAUGUCUAAGACGGUGAGGAUGACUUUGGUGAUAGUGUUGGUGUACACAGUCUGCUGGUCCCCCUUCUUCAUCGUCCAGCUUUGGGCUGCCUGGGACCCCAACCCUCCAGAUCAAGGCGUGGCGUUCACCAUCCUGAUGCUGCUGGCCAGUCUGAAUUCAUGUACCAACCCCUGGAUCUACACCUUCUUCAGCAGCUCUGUGUCCAGGGAGCUGCAGGCCCUCCUACGCUGCAGACACAGAGCCUCCCGCAGGGGCUCCAUACCUGACGACUCCACCACCACACACACCUCCACCACCACACACACCUCCACCACCAAGGACAGCCUCUACUGACACACACACGUACAGUACCAGUCAAAGGUUUGGACACACCUAUGCAUUCAAGGGUUUUUCUUUGCUAUUUUCUACAUUGUAGAAUAAUAGUGAAGACAUCAGAACUAUGAAAUAACACAUAUGG
Molecule: messenger RNA, 1756 nt
Organism: Salvelinus fontinalis (brook trout)
Lineage: Eukaryota; Metazoa; Chordata; Actinopteri; Salmoniformes; Salmonidae
Product: vasopressin V2 receptor-like
Exons: 7
Coding region: 394-1632 (412 amino acids)
Biological process (GO): regulation of systemic arterial blood pressure by vasopressin; G protein-coupled receptor signaling pathway; positive regulation of vasoconstriction
Cellular component (GO): membrane
Molecular function (GO): vasopressin receptor activity; peptide binding
Source: RefSeq, a predicted model, not a curated record